This is a messenger RNA of Physcomitrium patens, 1442 nucleotides long. The record is from RefSeq and is a predicted model, not a curated record. NCBI's taxonomy places the organism in Eukaryota, Viridiplantae, Streptophyta, Bryopsida, Funariales, Funariaceae.
AUGUCAUUCAAAUCAAAAGUCCAAAUCCACACAAAAGCAUUUCCAACUAUUUUACUAUUAGAUCUUUGUGAUCUGGUGCGAGGAGUGAAAGGGCCGAGCUUCACCGCUGGGUGGGGGGUUGUCCAGGGAGGCACACUGGCAAGGGCGAAGAAGCACGCGACGUCACACGGCAGAGUGGCAAGGAAGGCCAGAGUCGAGACAGCCCACAGUGAGCGAGAGAGGGAGAGAUGCCAGCCCUGUCCCCGUCCCCCUCACCUUCUCUGCUUCUUCUUCUUUUGCGAUGGAUGGCACCAUCACUCACACGGUGGCGCCCCCACUCCACUUGCAAGUUGCCUCGCCUGCCUUUCCCCUUCCUUCCAUCCAUCUCCUACUAUUUAUCAUGCUUCGCCGGGCCUUUUGCUUCUCCACGCUGAUUGCCAAGUGCAUCUCUGUGCAGGCCCCUCGCUAUGUCCCUCGGCGAAGCAACCAACCGCUGGACUUCGAAAUUCUUCUCAACGCCUCCGAGCCAGGGCCCGUGUAGUCGUCGCGAUCGACAGUCGUCGGUUGGUUCGCACAAUGGCAAUAUCCAUGCAAGAGUUGUUCUACGGUGAGAGCGAGCCCGUCUACUUGGUCCACUAUGGGCGGCAAAGAAGCUCCACAAGCUGGGGGUCGCACUCGUACACCCCGCAACCGGCCAUGCCCGAAUUGUCCCGCACCAGUCGUGGUCGAUCGGGAUUGCGCAGAUUUGACCUGAUGGCGCCAAUGUGCUGCGCUGGGUGCGAAGACCAGGUGCGAGACGCUCUGUAUGCGGUGCGGGGCGUCCAAGACGUGGUUUGCGACCCCGGCGUGCAGAGGGUGACCGUGACGGGGUACUUGGAGCCUGUAGAGGGCCUGAAUGGAUUGAAGCAGGCCAAAGGCUGCGCCACAUUCUGCUCUCGCAACAAGCAGCACAGAUACGAGGAGUCCUCGUGCCAGAGAUCACACCGAGGCCAAUUCGAAGACAGGGGUCGCAGGGAGUACGUCCAAUACAACGUGAGAGAGCAGAGGUCGCACUCCGACCGCAGCUACGACGGCUCGAGGAGCGAGUCAUACUCUCGGAGCUUGUGCCCGGCGUACAGAGACACCGCUCGGACGCAUUACAUGAGCGUGCCGAACCCGACGAUUGCAACACGCGUAGAGAGGGAAUGGUGAGGGGCAACUGCCAGUUUUGCAAAUUUUGUACAGUGAGAUCAGAAUGGGGUUCCACAUUGGGGCCGCACAAGGUUGCGAACGGCGACGAGCGAAUUUAGGCUAGAAACUAGACUUUCUCCGGAAAUUUCCGAACCCUUUGGGAUUUUAGAUUGCGGGUGCCGUGCGCACAGAACCUGGACAAGCUUGAUUCCGAGAACUGUGUGACGCACAUUUGAGUGUACAAACCGAGUCCGAUAAUCGAAGUUGGCCAAAGGCUGGCUGGAUUAAAAACA